AAAAAAAUAAGAAAUUCAAAUUCUAUUGUUUAUUUAUUUAUUUAUUUUUUUUCUUUUGUCUAUUAUUAUUAUUAUUAUUAUUAAAAUGCUUUCUAUUUAUCAAGCUGCUUAUGAAGGAAAACUUUUCAUUGUUCAACAGAUGAUUGAAAAAGAUGACACUUUAGUGAAUUCCUUUGAUAAUGAUGGACGUAAUGCUAUUCAUUGGGCAGCGUCAGGAGGACAUGUAGAUAUAGUAGACUAUUUGUUAAAUAAAGGAGCAAUGAUAAACAGUCAAGAUAAAGAAGCAGGAUGGACCCCACUUUUGAUUGCAGUUUCUGCUGGACAUACAAAUGUUGUAAAAUUAUUAUUAGAUAAAGGAGCAGAUCCAUCCAUAGAAAACGAAACAAAACAAUCUGUAUUACAUUAUGCUGCAUCCAAAAAUAGAAUUGAUAUUUGUAAAGUAUUGUUGGAACAUAAUGCACCUGUCAAUCAAUUAAAUAAAUACAAGCAGACACCCUUGUAAGCAUAAAUGAUAUGAUAUGAUAUGCAUCUAUUUGUUACUAAAAAAGGAAAGAAAUGAUCUACUAUAGACAUCGUGCAGCUAGUGGAGGAUAUAUUAAAAUGAUUGAAUUAUUAUUAAAAGCAAAAGCAAGAGUGAAUCCAAAAGAUGCAGAAAAUAAUACUCCCU
Molecule: messenger RNA, 667 nt
Organism: Cokeromyces recurvatus
Lineage: Eukaryota; Fungi; Mucoromycota; Mucoromycetes; Mucorales; Mucoraceae
Product: 26S proteasome non-ATPase regulatory subunit 10-like protein
Exons: 6
Coding region: 86-502 (138 amino acids)
Molecular function (GO): protein binding
Source: RefSeq, a predicted model, not a curated record